Molecule: messenger RNA, 2847 nt
Organism: Cajanus cajan (pigeon pea)
Lineage: Eukaryota; Viridiplantae; Streptophyta; Magnoliopsida; Fabales; Fabaceae
Product: linoleate 13S-lipoxygenase 2-1, chloroplastic
Biological process (GO): lipid oxidation
Molecular function (GO): metal ion binding; oxidoreductase activity, acting on single donors with incorporation of molecular oxygen, incorporation of two atoms of oxygen; protein binding
Source: RefSeq, a predicted model, not a curated record
AGAAACAACACCCCAACACGAUGCUAUUGCUAAAUAUUAAUCAUCGUGUGCACCAAUUCAGCAUUAAGAGUGCAUUCACCCCAUUGUGCACACAUAAUAAGAAAAGCACUCGCAAUCGUUGGUUAUUGAGCCAACGACGUAAACAGUGUAGUUUCCCAAGUGUUCGAGGGCAGAGAGAGGCUCGCAUAGGGUGCACGAUGACGAGAAACAUUGGCGUCUCCAACGACACUAGAACUCACAAUGUGAAGGCCUUUGUGACCGUGAAACCAAGUGCUGGCCUCCUAACGAAUCUCGUUAGAGGUGGUGUUGAAAGGAUUGAAGAGUUCAUUGGAAAAACAAUUGUUUUGGAGCUUGUUAGUGAGGAGCUUGAUUCGAAAACGAACCAAGAGAGAGAGACAAUAAAAGGUAAUGCACACAAGACUGAGGAAAAAGAUAAUGAGGUGCAUUAUGAGGCCACAUUUGAGGUACCAGCAGAGUUUGGAAAAGUGGGUGCUGUAUUGGUUGAGAAUAAACACAACAAGGAGAUGCUCUUAAAGAAGAUAGUCUUUGAAGGCUUCCCUGAUGGCCCUGUGCAACUCACUUGUCAUUCAUGGGUUCAGUCAAAGCAUGAUAAUCCAGUGAAGAGAGUCUUCUUUACUGACAAGUGUUACUUGUCAUCAAAAACACCAAGUGGGUUGAGAAGGCUCAGAGAAGAGGAGUUGGGGCGAUUAAGAGGGAAUGGAGAAGGGGAGCGCAAGAGCUUUGACAGAAUAUAUGAUUAUGAUGUAUACAAUGAUCUUGGGGAUCCCGAUUCCAACACUGACCUCCGAAGGCCUGUUCUUGGUGGCACCAAACAACAUCCAUAUCCAAGGCGGUGUCGUACGGGUCGAACGCACUCUAAUUCAGACCCAUCAUUUGAGAAGAGAAGUUCAAGUUUCUAUGUUCCUCGUGAUGAGACAUUUUCUGAUAUAAAACAGUCACAAUUCACAAUGACAUCAAUAUCCUCAGGACUUAGUGCAAUUUCAGAAUUCUUUGAUGCAAUUCUCAUUGACCAAAAUCUUGGAUUUAGAAGCUUUGAAGACAUAGACACUAUCUACAAAGAAGGGUUUCAGUUACCAUCUCUUGAAGAUAAUGGCUUAACAUUUCUACAAAGCACCAUUCCUAGGUUAAUCAAGACUGCUAAUGAUAGCAAAAACCUUUUACGCUUUGACGCCCCAGAAACAAUUAAAAGGGACAAAUUCUUUUGGUUUUCAGAUGAGGAAUUUGCUAGGGAGACUUUGGCAGGGGUGAACCCAUAUAGCAUCAAAUUGGUCAAGGAAUGGCCUCUAAGAAGUAAACUAGAACCCCAAAUCUAUGGUCCACCAGAAUCAGCUAUCACCAGAGAAGUCAUUGAACCACAAAUAAUUGGUUAUGGCACAAUUGAAGAGGCCAUUAAAGAGAAGAAGUUGUACAUGUUAGACUACCAUGAUUUAUUUAUACCUUACGUAAGCAAAGUGAGAAAGAUAAAAGGGACCACACUAUAUGGAUCACGAACAUUAUUCUUUCUCACUAAACAAGGCACAUUGAAGCCACUAGCUAUUGAGCUCACUAGACCUCCUAUGGAUGGCAAGCCACAAUGGAAGCAAGUUUUUACUCCCGCUUCUCAUUGUAUUUCUGAUUCAACCAAUCUUUGGCUUUGGAGGCUUGCCAAAGCUCAUGUUAUUGCCCAUGAUUCUGGUUAUCAUGAACUUGUAAAUCAUUGGUUAAGAACUCAUGCUGUCAUGGAACCAUUUGUCAUUGCAACAAAUAGGCAUCUUAGCACUUUGCAUCCAAUCUACAAAAUACUGCAACCACAUCUAAGAUAUACCUUGGCUAUCAAUUCGCUUGCUCGUGAAAUUCUUAUCAAUGCAAAUGGGAUCAUUGAAAACUCAUUUUCGCCUAAUAAAUAUUCAAUGGAGUUAAGCUCUGUGGCAUAUGAUCAAUUUUGGCGAUUUGAUUUGCAAGCACUUCCUAAUGAUCUUAUUGAUAGAGGAAUGGCUGAAGUAGAUGAUAGUGCACCACAUGGCCUAAAGCUAGCAAUUGAAGACUACCCUUUUGCUAAUGAUGGUCUCCUCAUAUGGGAUGCUAUCAAACAAUGGGUCACGGAGUAUGUCAACCAUUACUAUCCAAACUCAAGCACCAUAGAAUCUGACCAUGAGCUCCAAUCAUGGUGGAGAGAAAUUCGAAUAGUGGGUCAUGGAGACAAAUCUGAGGAACCAUGGUGGCCAAAUCUUAAAACACCAAAAGAUCUUAUUGACAUCAUCAACACCGUAACUUGGACAGCAUCUGCUCACCAUGCAGCUGUAAACUUUGGUCAAUAUACUUAUGGAGGCUAUUUUCCUAAUCGACCCAAUAUUAUUAGAAACAAAAUGCCUACAGAAGACCCUUCUAAGGAAGAAUGGGAAAAUUUUCUAAACAAACCUGAGCAAACUCUUUUGGAGUGUUUCCCAUCACAAAUCCAAGCAAUUACAAUGAUGGUAGUUUUUAACAUUUUAUCAUACCAUUCCCCAGAUGAAGAGUAUAUUGGGCAAUACAUGAAUCCAGCAUGGGCUGAAAAUCUAACUAUAAAGACGGCUUUUGAAAGGUUUCAUAAAAGACUAGAAGAAAUUGAAGGCAUUAUAGACUCGAGGAAUGCAAAUCGUAAUUUGAAAAAUAGGCAUGGUGUUGGGUUAGUACCUUAUGAGCAAAUGAAACCAUUUUCAGGGCCUGGAAUAACAGGAAAAGGAAUUCCAAAUAGUGUAUCCAUUUAAAGACUGAUGCAUUUAAAUAUUAAAAUAUAAUUUUUCUUUUACAAUAUUUGGUUCAUUAUUCUUCAGAAUAUAUAUUGAUAUUAAAGGUUUUGUAUCCUAA